CAUGGACUCAAACAGCUCCAUGUAAAGCGUGUUAAUGCAAAAGUUGAUCAGUGAUGCAAACUUUGGCCUCUGGUGUGGCUCUUUAUCAGUUGGAUCACUCGGAAGCUAUGGGACUAAUACAUCAUCUAUUAAAAGAAGGCAAACGCAGUGCGCAAACACACACAGAGGAGGAAGAGGAGAAGUUUUAGCCUUGAGCUUGAACAUUUCGUAAUCCUGAGACAUGGGCCAAAAAGGGUCCAAAUUACCAGAGGCCCGUGUCUUGCUUUUGGGUCUGGACAAUGCUGGAAAAACCACCCUGCUCUACAAACUCAAACAUAACAUCUGCGUAAAGACCAGUCCGACCGUGGGUUUUAACGUGGAAACGAUGGACGCGAGAAAAAACAACAAGAAUAUCACCGUUACCAUGUGGGACGUGGGCGGACAGGGCGCAAUGAGACAGCACUGGAACAGCUACCACCAGGACACCGCGGCCAUCGUGUUUGUGGUGGACAGUUCGGACCGACGACGCUUUAAGGAGGCGAAACGUGAGAUUGAAAAGACCCUGAGCAGUGACCAGCUGCGCGGACGUCCUCUGAUCGUGCUGGCCAACAAACAGGACAUAGACGACUCGAUGACCGCCUCGGAGAUAAAGAGCAACCUCACCAUAAGCAAGUUGUGCCCGGACCGGGACUGGUUCGUUCAGCCGUGCUCUGGGUCCACGGGCUUCGGGGUCGAGGAGGCUUUCACGCGGGUGGUCAGCAUGAUUAAACCCUCACACGUCACUGGAGUCAAGAGCAACAUCAAGGAAACGGUGAAAUCCAUCAGAAGUGGGAGUAGAUUGUAGACUUUGACUUUGAGUGACGGCACAUUCUUCCAAACCAUGACGCGUUUUGGCACAGACGCUCAACAUUACGCACACAGCUUUACUUAAUUUGUAGUUCAUGUUUGGAUGUCUUAAAUAAACACAUGUGAGAAAUGUAACCCUUAAUGAUGCACUGAUGCAAAAAGAAGAAGGCAAGCUGACUGGAAUGAGAGAGGAAAGAACGUGCAUAUAUUAUUUAAGAGUUGAUCGAUUAAC
This is a messenger RNA of Periophthalmus magnuspinnatus, 1057 nucleotides long. RefSeq names its product ADP-ribosylation factor-like 14 (gene arl14). Gene Ontology annotation, molecular function: GTP binding; GTPase activity. The record is from RefSeq and is a predicted model, not a curated record. NCBI's taxonomy places the organism in Eukaryota, Metazoa, Chordata, Actinopteri, Gobiiformes, Gobiidae. Gene Ontology annotation, biological process: vesicle-mediated transport; intracellular protein transport. Gene Ontology annotation, cellular component: cytoplasm. The coding region runs from base 221 to 823 and encodes 200 amino acids. The transcript has a single exon.